AGACGCCGAAUUGUGCACUUUCUGGGCUUAUUCUGCAUAUCUCGAGGUGCCACAACAAUCAUUUGCAAAGGAAACUGCCCGCCCCAUCGAGACUGGGGCCCGGCGUCUCAUCAGCAACGUGUUCUCACGAUGCCUGUUCUCGGCUUUCUUCGGACGAGCACCACGCUCUACGAGCUGGAGGAAACGAAGACAACCAUCGGCCGCGAUGAAUCAUGCGAUAUUGUACUGACUUCGAGAGGAGUGUCGCGCUUCCAUGCUGUGCUGGAGUUCGGCAAGUUGGGAGGUGAGAAGGCCACGCUGACGGACCUUGGCUCCUGCAAUGGGACGUUCGUCAACAACGUGAGGCUUCCGGCGCAGCAGGCGUAUCCCCUGGAGCAUGCUGACGUGAUCUUCUUCUCGGCUUAUGGUUCGUGAGGCACAACUGUGCGAGAGCCUUUGCUUCCGCCCGUCCACUUGUGACCAUUUCUGCUUGUGCAGAGAAGGUUUCUUAUCGGUUCGAGGUUCCAGGUGAGAAGCGAGUGGCGGCUUUGUUUGUCUACCAGACUUCUGUCCUGUUAUUUGUGCUGGUUGGUGUCUGUCCAUAUCGGUACAGGGAGGGACAUAUCUCCGAUGCAGGAGGUACAAACAUGCAUGCCUGCGCUGCUUGACACUCAUGAGUGGGACAUGGCUGUCUCCUGUCCCCUUUCGCCCGGUGCAUGCAGUCCCUCCCGCCAGCCAAAAACCCUCUUCUGGCGACAGCACUCCACCUGCCAGCGGUAAGAUGAAUACGUGGACACAAGCGGCCGACGCUCCACCUCACUCGCUCGCUGCCUCCCUUUUAGGCUGGUUUGCCCUCCAGCCGUGAUCGUUCGGGCCGACAGAUCGCGCGAGACAUCAUGCCCACUCCGCCCCGCUCAAGGUCGGGAUCGCCCCCGUCACGCAGGAAGGUCUCGCCAGGCGCUUCCCGCUACACCUCACCGGCACUCUACCCCCGAGACCCCGUCCAGCAUCGAAGCACGUCGGUGCCACCAAAGAGGAAAAGGUCAGCGAUAUGGCGACAAGACAAUAUUACUAAUCUAUCAUACUUGAUGCGGCUUUUUGUCCACCGACAGGUCUCCCCGUGUUGAGGCGCUGCCGGAGGAUGCCCAUCCAAGUGGAGAGGUACGUUGUAUGUCUUUUGCUGCCAUGUCUGCAUUGUCGGUACGUCCAGGCCAACUCCCAGCCUCCCUCCCCUCGAUCGCCCCUUCCUCCUGCUGUCAGCGUGGCUGAUUUCAGCAAACGCAGGCAGCGGCACAACGAAGGCCAGAAGAAAGCAGACGAGGCUCCGCAAGCAGACGCCAUCUCAGACAAAGUGCGGAGAUUGAUGUUGGAGCAGCUGCUGAGGAAGAGCGGCCUCACUCUCUGGGAGUGCCGCGACACACUCGCCCAGAUCGCCUCCACCUUUCCCAACGAUGAUCAGCGACCGAAUGUCAAGGAGGGUAUCCUGGCGAAAUUCGGCACCAAGUCCGAGCUCAUGGGCGCCCUGGGCGACAUCCUUGCUGGGCCACCCUUCCAGCCAGCAGAGGACGGCCGGGAGCCACCCGGCAUGAAGGAGUGGCACAAAUGGCUGGAUGGACUCAAAGACUUCUCCACAAAGCUGACGCGGCUGGCUCUGCAGAGCCCGAAGGUCAUGGUCAAAGCACCCGCAGAGCUGCCCCUCGGUGUGCCCCCGACCAUUCACGAGCCUGGCGAUGACCAGGAUCAACAGAAGACGGAGCGAGAGGAACCCGAAGACAGUGAGGCAAAGCUGUGGGAGGCGAGGUUCCGUGCUCUGGAGGCCGUGGCAGCCAAUGUGCAGGGGCAGCUGGAGAGGGAGAAGGAGACCAACCGAGGACUGAGACAACGCAUCGACUCUUUCCUUGUCGAUAGGCGACCGGACGACGACUCGGGAACAAAGGACACGGGCGACAGCGCAACCUCUCGACGCUUCGAGGCUCUCCACACGCAGAUUCGUGAGCUUCGAUCGCAGCUGCUUUCAUAUGAAGAGCUCAUUGACAGUAGCAGGAGGCCGCUUCCUCCAUCGGACGAGAAGGCAACUGACGAAAGUCCGAAGGAAGGAGGCGACGCUGCUGCUGUUGUGCCAUCUGACGGACAGAAUGGCCGAGACAGCCUGAAGGACAUGAAGGUACGUUUGCAUGCAGGCGGCUGUCGAACGCAUCACAUGUCGUGUCUCCCUUUGUUUGUCGUCUUUUAGCGUCUCGUAGCUGACCUUCACAGCAAGAAGCGCCAGUACGAUGAACAGAAGCGCCGUGAGGACACGGUGUCCAGAGAAUGGACGCUGCUGGAAGACGAGCGGAAUCGACUCCGUGAAGAAAUUGCUCACCUGGCCAAAGCCAAGGAGGACAUGAGAGUGAGACGCUUGCAGCAGAGACGAGACUGGCACGUCGUGUGCUGCAACUUUGUCGUGUGUGUUUCAGGUGCAUCACGACUCGACGCUGCAGGCAGCCCACGAGCAGCUGCAGAUCCUGCAGCAGCAGCUUGUGGAUGCGGCCAAGUCGGGCCCUCUGCCAGGCAGUGAGGGGGCCUUGGAGAAGCUCUCAGACGAAAUCAAGCGAGUGACGGAUGAGAGACGAACGCUCGAGGUACGAAGACGACAAUAGGCACUGCUUAGCACUUUCCCUCAUUUCCUUCUUGCAACAAAGACAGAAAGCAGCUGAAGACGGCCGCGCGAAGGUCGAUGAGCUGCAGAGAAACUCCUCGCGAGAAGAACAGCGGCGGAAGCUGGCUGAGAAAAUGUACGAGGAAAGCCGCCAGCUGCGGAACCGGCUGAACGAAUAUGAGAGGACCGGCGGUGUCCAGAGGGUCGAGCAGUACCAACGAGCCCUUUGGGAGCUCCAGGUGCGUGUCGGGAGAGGGGAAUUAUCAAUUGCCAUCCACAUGCGCAAGGCGGCCUCGUCAUCGUCUUUUCAGGAGGAGGUGGGCCUGUUGGAGCGCCACGUCGGCGAGCAGACUGCUCACAUCCACCGUCUCACUCAAAAUGGUCUCUCCGGCCUCGACAAGGACUCAGCUUUCGGCUACCUGGCCGAAAGGCUGCAGAGCCGCGAGCAUCGGCUGCAGGGGUCCGAGGCGGCCGCAGAGGAGUGGCAGCGGAAGUGGAAAGACGCUGAGGCAGAGGCAGGCCGGUGCAACAGGGAGAAACUUGUCAUGGUGAGGGCAUCUUGCUGAGCCAUGCGACAAGAUUCUCAUCAUGCCUUUCGUCUUUUUUGUUCACGCAGGACACCAAGUUGAGGGCGUGUGCUGAUCGUGAGGAGAAGCUUCUAAGCCUUCUGCAGCAGCAUGAGCAGCGGCUUGAGCAAGAGAAGGAGAAGACCAAGAAUGCGCUUGUGGCUGUCGAGGCGGCGGAGAAGGCCAAGGAGGCCGCAUCAGCGUGGUUUGCCCCUCUCCAAACACCGCCCGCCAACGACAAGGUCACUGCCAUGUCAACCCCGUUUCACCGGCCGCACUCGCCAGCAAGAGACGGGGACGUGCCUCUCUCGUUCCGCGGGCCACAGCCAGACAUGCAGUCUGUCCUCCCACCUCCACACGAAGGCGACGGCGUGUCUCCGCAAGCUGAUGCGCCUCGACGGCCGAUGCAGAGGAAUGGUCAGCUGCCGCCUAUUGUUCCUCCGAGACAGCCUCGACAAAGAGAGGCCGUGGAGCCUGUAUACGGUAGGGAAGAAAUUGCGUUCACGGGUCGAUUUGUGGUGCUUGUUGGUUGCGUGUCAGAUGGGAGGAAUCCGUCCGAUUUUUGGGCGCCAUCAUUCCGCAGCACCCCGACACCCCCGCCACCCAGACUGCCCUUCUGGCAACUACUCUCCUCCCCAUUCGACGCUUACCUCAGCAGGCAGCAGCAACAACAGCACAGCCUACACAUGAAUGUUGGCCUGUUCGGCGACAGAGCCAUCGAUCUCGGCGUCAGUGAUACCGUUGUGCCGAUGAGACAGCCAAUUGCUGUUGUGCAAGCAGCCGAUGCGCUUGCGCCUAUCGACAUGCCAUCGCCGACUGGCCGAUUUGCCGACGAGGCGAACGAAGAUAAGGGUGGUGUGAGGGCAAAAAAGGAUGUGUCAGACUUGUUUCGCGAUGACAUUGAUGGGUCAGUCGGGACGAGCAGUGAUCAGUGAAGAGAGAAAGAGAGAGAGCUCAUUCACUCAUUCAUGAAUGUGUCAAUCCGUCCA
Molecule: messenger RNA, 4172 nt
Organism: Vitrella brassicaformis
Lineage: Eukaryota; Vitrellaceae
Source: the annotation of a GenBank genome assembly